AUGCGAUGCCUACUUCAGAUCCUGCACGUCUCACUCCGCGAUCACCUUCGAAACGAAGUCAUUCGUAAUCACUGCGAACGUCAACCGACGAUCGAAGAACUGAUCCAGAAGCGGCGAAUGCGAUGGUUUGGCCACGUAUGCAGAAUGAACGGCAGCCGUUUACCACACAGACUCCUCUGGAAGACACGACCUGCACAGUGGAAGGUCCAACGAUCGGCGCCAAAGAAAACGUGGAUUAAACAAGCCGAAGAGAAUCCAAAGAAUCGGCGACUCAACCUAGACGAGGCCAGAAACCUGGCCACAGACCGCCAAGCAUGGAAACGACUGCUAAACGAAAUCCGAAAUUCAUUGGCACCCAUAGCAGCAUAUCCGCUUCGAGGACAACCUCGGCCAAAUACCAGCUAG
Messenger RNA from Didymodactylos carnosus, 405 nucleotides. The record is from the annotation of a GenBank genome assembly. NCBI's taxonomy places the organism in Eukaryota, Metazoa, Rotifera, Eurotatoria, Philodinida, Philodinidae.